AGCAGCAGGAGCCAGGCAACAUGGCCGACCUGGGGAAGAAGUACUGCGUCUACUGCCUUACGGACGUCACGAACCUGCGGCUUCGCUGCACCGACUGCCCCGAUAUCGAGCUGUGUCCGGAGUGCUUCUCGGCGGGCGCGGAGAUCGGUAAUCACCGGAGAUGGCACGGCUACCAGCAGGUCGACGGCGGUCGGUUCACUCUCUGGGGUCCCGACGCAGAGGGAGGAUGGACCAGCAGGGAAGAGCAGUCGCUGCUCGAUGCUAUCGAGCAAUAUGGAUUUGGAAACUGGGAGGACAUGGCCGCUCACGUUGGAGCGUCCCGAACUCCCCAGGAAGUCAUGGAACACUACGUCACCAUGUACAUCCACGGGAACCUGGGCAAGGCCUGCAUCCCCGACAACAUCCCCAACCGGGUGACGGACCACACCUGCCCGAGCGGGGGCCCCCUGUCGCCGAGCCUCACCACGCCGCUGCCCCCGCUGGACAUCAGCCUGGCGGAGCAGCAGCAGCUGGGCUACAUGCCCCUGCGGGACGACUACGAGAUCGAAUACGACCAGGACGCCGAGAAGCUCAUCAGCGGGCUGUCGGUGAACUACGACGACGAGGACGUCGAAAUCGAAAUGAAGCGCGCCCACGUGGACAUGUAUGUGCGCAAGCUCCGAGAGCGCCAGCGGCGCAAGAACGUGGCCCGAGACUACAACCUGGUGCCCACGUUCCUGGGCCGAGACAAGAAGGACAAGGAGAAGGAGAAGCCGGGAGCGCUGGGAGUCACAGGCGCUGGCGGUGGCGCGGGUGGAGCAGCAGCAGCAGCCGGCGGCGGCGGCACUGCUGGAUCGGGUUCUACGACGGCAGCGGGAUCAGGUCCUGUUCCCGCCACGCCCAAAAGAAAGAUCACCAAGGAGGAGAAGGAGCAGCGGGUCAGACUGCGGGGGCUCUGCCAGUUCAUGGCCACCCGGGAGUUUGAAGACUUGUUUGAGAACAUGCACAAAGAGCGCGCGCUCCGGGCCAAGGUGCGUGAGCUGCAGCGCUACCGCCGCAACGGCAUCGCGCGCCUGGAGGAGUCCGCCGAAUACGAGGCAGCGCGCCACAAGCGGGAGAAACGCAAGGAGAACAAAAGCGUGGUCACCUCCAAACGGGGCAGCGGAGGAGGAGGAGGAGGCGGGCUCGGCUCAGGGAUGGGGCUCGGGGUCGGAGGCGGGGGCGGGGGCGGGGGGGGAGGAGGAGGAGGCGUUGCCGGAGGACUCGGGGCUGGCGGCGGGAUCAAAGAGGAGGGGAAGGACGGCGAGUUCGCCGCCAUCGAGAACCUGGCGGGCUUCGAGCUGCUGUCGGACCGGGAGAAGGUGCUGUGCAACUCGCUGAACCUGAGCCCGGCGCGCUACCUGACCGUCAAGACCAUCAUCAUCAAAGACCACCUGCAGAAGAGGCAAGGCAUCCCGGCCAAGAGCCGGCUGCCCAGCUACCUGGACAAGGUGCUCAAGAAGCGCAUUCUCACCUUCCUCACGGAAAGCGGCUGGAUAUCCCGGGACGCCUCUUAGCCGUCCCGUCUAGGAAGUCAGAAGUCGAUGAUUGCUGAUAGCUGAUAGCUGAUUUGCCAUGCGCUCCGUAGGCAGGACAAAACUACUGGCUGUUUUUUUUAUUUUAUUUUUCUCAAAAGUGAUCUUGUGAAUAUGUACAUUGCAAAGGAAGAGCUCCUUUUCCCCACUGGAAAAAAAAAUUAGUAUAUUUUCAUACCAGGGCUAGGAACAAAAAUAAGCCUUUAUUUUUACAAUCGGAAAGGGACUAGUGGGUUCAAAGUACUUUGUGUCCAUUUUGUUACUACAGUACAUGACUGAGAACUACAGUGCUAACAAGUUCUACAUAGUGGCAGAGAUUUUUUCAGGUGCACUGACGAUUUAAAAUCCAAACAUUGACGGGGCAGAUUCAUGCUGAAAAGAAUAGGGGGGGGAAUAAGAUCGUACCAUUACCUGGAACUGAUGGGUGGCCGAAAUGGUCACUUUUGUUGUUGUUGUUGUUGUAGAUGUUUUUUUGGGAUCUCUCAAACUCGCCCUACUUUGGUCCACUUUGUUAGCUGCUUCAUCAGGUAAAGCUGGACUUUAUAGAAAGAGCUAUAGCUGAUUUGGAUUUUCGAUCAUUUUAAGGCCUUCCUGAUUUUUUUUGUUCCUUCGUACUGCCGAAAAAGAGAAGGGAAAAAGACAAAGCAGCAGGGUUGGGCCAUCUUAUGUUAGCUUAUCACUGACGUAUCAGCACUGGCACAUAUGUCAGCCAAUAAGCAACAAGACAUAUAAGUAAAGAAAUGCCAAAGAAUAUUACAAUAUAAUUUAGAGACAGUGUCGUCGUUACACGGUCUGUCCACCAGAGGGUGCUGCUGUUCAGCUGUAAAACCUCCCGCGUGCUACAUGUCUCGGUCACAAUUCUUAUCAUAGGAUCCUUAUCAUAAAUAUUCAUUUGUGUUUAUGGUAUAAAAAAAAUAUCUGUAUUUAAAGCCGCUGAAUUAUAUCUUCUGACAUAUUCCUGCUGAAUGAGCAACAAUCCAGGUGAAAAGACAUCUUUUAGGUAUUAUUUAUUUUGUUAUUUUUAACACCCAGCUAAUCUGCUCCAUCAGGACUGUUGGUCACUUUGAUCAGAUGUGAUCCCCAGUAACCAUUACUAACCCAUUACUCAUCAAAAAGCUGACUGAGAGAAGAACUUUUUGUGGCGUUUGAAUAUCUACAUAUGCAUUGGUUUAAAAAAAAUCCUUUAUCGGUCUGGCUCGUAUUAAUAUUUUAAUCACCUUAUUGUUUGUCACCUUAAAUUAGUAUGGGGGGAGAAACUCUCCGUUAUUUCUUCAGUCUCUGUCGUUUCACGGCAGCAGCUCUGAAAUCACAGAGAAGAAAGGCACGUGAAGGGGUCUUACCUAAGCUGAACUAUAUGCUAGAUUCCGAUCUUUUUACUGCAACCGUAACUGUUGGGAAAUUGGCCUUCUUUUUUUGGGGGUGGAAUGCAAGACACGAGUAGCAUUCGUUCGGUAGCGGUCAUUGCCUUAAAACUACAACUUUGUUUUGAUGACCACAUUUUUUGUGGUCAUCCAAAAAAAGGAAUGGCCUCCCCUUCAUUGUAUAUCUUGAGAAUUUAAAGCAGAACUCUGGUCAUAUUUCAAAUGUUUCUUAUUGUCAACAAAUGUCAACUUGUGUAGGUAUAUUUAUUUGAAAAGAUCUCCAUACGUCCACACAGAGCUCUCUCUGGAGCGUGCAGGACGCAGGACGCCGACUGCGAUCACGUUAUCUCGUUUGUGAUCUGGUUACGAACGACCCGAGUCUCGUACCGUUCCUUAAAAAUUGUCCGAUUUCGGCGUCAGUCCUUACCAACGUAAGUUCCCAGAUCUCCUCUCCUCUCCAGGUUAGACAUUUUGGUUGGCGCCGUUUUCUGCGUCCCCCUUGACGCUGUACUGCAGGGAUGUCAAACUCAACUUCCCUAAGGGCCACACUAGAAAAUGAGAAUCCCAUCAAGGGCCAGACAGAGUAUACUGCUUUUGUGUCAUGGGAAAAGUCAAAUAUCUUUGACUGAAUUAUUGCAUGUCUCAUAUAUGUCGAAGAAAAUGCCAAAAACGGUUGGAAAAAGCGUCAAAAAAACGUUGUGAAAAAAAGUAGGUGGGCCAAAAUGUAGAUAGCGGCCGGAUCAUAAUUAACAAGGGGCCAGAUUUGGCCCGCGGGCCUUGAGUUUGACUCGUGUGCUGUACUGGGACAGCGCCGGCCGCGUGAUUUAGAAACGUUCUCAACGCGUUCGGCUGGGUCAAAUAUAU
Molecule: messenger RNA, 3778 nt
Organism: Perca fluviatilis (European perch)
Lineage: Eukaryota; Metazoa; Chordata; Actinopteri; Perciformes; Percidae
Gene: tada2b
Product: transcriptional adaptor 2B
Exons: 2
Coding region: 21-1535 (504 amino acids)
Biological process (GO): chromatin remodeling; regulation of transcription by RNA polymerase II
Cellular component (GO): nucleus; SAGA-type complex
Molecular function (GO): transcription coactivator activity; chromatin binding; zinc ion binding
Source: RefSeq, a predicted model, not a curated record